This is a messenger RNA of Rosa rugosa (rugosa rose), 780 nucleotides long. Its product is annotated as heavy metal-associated isoprenylated plant protein 8. The transcript is spliced from 4 exons. NCBI's taxonomy places the organism in Eukaryota, Viridiplantae, Streptophyta, Magnoliopsida, Rosales, Rosaceae. Gene Ontology annotation, molecular function: metal ion binding. The record is from RefSeq and is a predicted model, not a curated record. The coding region runs from base 20 to 739 and encodes 239 amino acids.
ACUAACCCGACUCCACAACAUGGCAGAGAAGAAUUGUGAUUCCAGCAAAGAAAUUGUGUUGAAAGUUUUAAUGCAUUGUGAAGGAUGCAAAAGUAAGGUUUCCAGUUGCUUGAGAUGUUUUGAAGGUGUUGAAGAGGUUGUGGUUGAUUAUCCAAACAACAGAGUGGUUGUGAAAGGAAAAAGGGCUGAUCCAUUGAAGGUUUUGGAGAGAGUUCAAAAGAAGUAUAGCAGAAAUGCUGAACUUAUAUCUCCCAAACUAAAACCAGAAAACAAAGAGAAAAGGCAGCCAGAAAAGAAAGAAGUGGCUCUGCCUCCUGUGAAAGUUGUGGUGCUCAAAAUAUUGAUGCAUUGUCAAGGUUGUGAAACUGAUAUUAAGAACUGCUUGGAGGGAUUGAAAGGUGUUCUAAAUGUAGAAGCAAACAUGGAGACUUCAAUGGUGACUGUGAGGGGCAUAGUUGAUCCACCAAAGCUCAUAGAAUACAUCAAGAAACAAUUGGGAAAACAUGCUGAGUUUGUCAAGCAAGAAGAGGAAAUAGGACGAGGCAAGGUCAAGGAAAAAGAGAAGGGCAAGGAUGCUAAUAGUAAAAGUAAUGAUAAUAGUAAAAGUAAUACCAAUAAUAAGAUCUGCCCAGAAGUAGUGGAAAUUAGGUUCCAAUAUCCUCCUCAAUAUUCAGUUGAACAUAUUUACCCCUGUCAAACUUUUAGUGACGAAAAUCCUUUGGCAUGUUCGUUAAUGUAAACCAUGUUAAAGCUUGUAAUUUUGAUGGUGGUAGUGCAGAA